Neoarius graeffei (lesser salmon catfish) is the source of this 2557-nucleotide messenger RNA. RefSeq names its product collagen alpha-1(IX) chain. The transcript is spliced from 26 exons. The coding region runs from base 1 to 2334 and encodes 777 amino acids. The record is from RefSeq and is a predicted model, not a curated record. NCBI's taxonomy places the organism in Eukaryota, Metazoa, Chordata, Actinopteri, Siluriformes, Ariidae.
AUGCCGCCUUUAAAUAAAAUGCUGGUUCUCCGUGUUGUCUUGGUUUUCGUGGCUUUCUUGGGCUUCACUAAAUGCCAGGAUUUACCAAGUUACGACCUGCUAGAAGAGUUCCGCUUGGUUGAGAGCAGAGGGGUGAGGCAGGUGAAAGGCUCGGAGCCAGACUCAGUAGCGUACCGUGUAAACCCUUCCCUGCAUCUCCGGAAGAGCUUGAGCGACGUUUACUCAAAUGGUCUGCCUACCGACUACUCCGUCAUAGCCACUUUCAAGAUAAGCAAGGAUGAAGCGAAGGCAUCCUGGAACCUUUGGCAGGUUAGCGACCCUGAGGGCCAGGACCUGGCAGGGCUGCGUUUUAAUGGUGACUCUAGAACCCUGGACUACUUCUACAGCAGCCCCAGCAAUACACAGAUGCUGCGCACCUUCCACGGUGUGGAGAAGCUGUUUGACGGUGAGUGGCACAAGCUGGCGCUCAGUGUGAAGGGAGACCAGGCGAAGCUACUGGUGGACUGUGAAGAAGUGAGCACUGAGCUGCUGGAUGAGCUGAGGCCAAUCAUCCUCCGCGGCUACACCUCCAUUGUCAAGAGAACUGCCAGCGAUCGCUCUGUCUCUGUGGAUCUGCAGAGGAUGCACGUUUCCUGUGAUGCUGACCAGGCCUAUUCUGAAGGCUGCUGUGAGCUCUCCAGUGUGUGUGGAGGACAUGCAGAGCUUGGCCUCCGUGCUCACAGAGGCAGAGCCACAUGUAAAUGCCUCCAUGGACAGCCAGGUCCGCAGGGAAUUUCUGGUCCAAAGGGUCACAUAGGUCUGCCAGGAGAGCCUGGAGAACCAGGGCGAGUGGGAAACUGGGGGCGACGAGGAGACCCUGGUGACUAUGGAAACAUAGGCCAAACUGGUCCUAAGGGCUAUACUGGGAUCAAAGGAGAGAAGGGAAUGCGAGGACUCCGUGGCCCUGAGGGUGACAGAGGGCCUAAAGGUCUGAAAGGUUUGCCAGGCGCUGCAGGCCACAAGGGAGUGCGAGGACCUCCUGGAGAGAGAGGGGAGACUGGGCUGGCAGGAGAGAGAGGUUCAGUGGGAGAUCAGGGGUACCCGGGAAUUCCUGGAUAUCAGGGAGUGAAGGGCGAUGAAGGCCCCUCUGGAAAUGAUGGCCCUCCAGGACCACAGGGCCUACAGGGUGUUGUGGGAGAUCCUGGUGAAAGAGGAGGACCUGGAGAAAAAGGAAAGCCUGGUGCACAAGGGCCUAAAGGAAGAGUUGGAGGCAUGGGAAUAAAGGGCAUUGUUGGAGAUCCAGGUUUGCCUGGGAGAGAUGGAGACCCUGGUAUUGAGGCUUAUCAAGGACCACAGGGGCCUGAGGGUGAUGCUGGAAGAGUUGGCAACAUGGGUGAGAAAGGUGCUCGGGGCCCUCCAGGGAACAUGGGUCCUCAAGGACGUACUGGUCGGCAAGGAUAUAAAGGCUCAGCAGGAAAGCCAGGAAGACCAGGACUCGUUGGGCCUCCAGGAAGAAUGGGACAUAUAGGAUUACUUGGAAAACCAGGUCCAAAGGGAAGUACUGGCAUUCUGGGAUUUCAAGGUGGAAAAGGGCAAAAGGGUGAGAAAGGACAAAAAGGACCAAAAGGCAUGGUGGGGGAUAGAGGUGAGCCAGGGCCACAGGGAGGCCAGGGGAAACGAGGCCCAGCUGGAGAGCCUGGCCAUAAAGGCAAUGUGGGGACCAAAGGCGUCCAAGGAGAUGAAGGGCCAGAGGGCUUUCAGGGACCUCCAGGACCACCAGGCCCAACACUCUCAGCCCAACAUGUUAUCGAGGUCUGCAAGCGCGUGGUGCUGGAACAGAUGUCCACGUUUGCCAACUCUGUGAAACGGACCUGUGCUGCUGUGUGCCCAUUGUAUGGUGAUGUGCCUAUGGGUGUCCCAGGUCCCUCAGGACAAAAGGGACCAUCUGGACCACCUGGUGAUCCUGGCACUGAUGGUGUUGAUGGAGAAGUAGGGCAGCAAGGAUUCUAUGGAGAGCCUGGUGAUCCAGGGAGACAAGGGGUGCGAGGUGAUCAAGGAGAGAAAGGAGACAAGGGUCCAAAAGGUUAUGGUUUAACUGGUUUCACUGGAGACCAGGGACAAAAGGGUCAGCAUGGGCAACCUGGCAGAGCAGUUGAUGGGCGCCCUGGCCAAAUGGGUGAAAGAGGCCAUGUUGGCCGACCUGGACUGAGGGGUCACCCUGGACUACCUGGGGUUCCUGGAAUUUGCCUGACUUCAGGAUGUGGUUUGAUCAAUGGGACUGCUGGUAGCACACCCCAACAAGAAUCCCAGAGCUUAUCCCGACAGAUAUCACAGAGACUGCGGCCACGCCCAUAAUGUUCUAGGAUAAUUGCAACUGCAGUUAUGUAGUGAGACAAUAACUGAUGUGAAUAGAUUCAUAAACCCUCCCCAUCAAAAUACUGUAAGAUUCCAAUAAUAAAGAGCAGAACCAUCACAAAGGUACAGGAUCAAACAAGACCAACUGAGAAAUUUGGCUAACACCAUACUGUAUUGUAAUUAUUACAAAUAUUGUAACAAUGUCUGGUGUUUUUAAAAGGCA